AUGAACGGGUCGCAACCGGAGGCAUUUGCAUGCUCGGAACAUCAUGAUAAGGUCUAUGGCCAACUAGACCGACUCCGUAGGGCCGGGCAGCUAUGUGAUAUCACCUUGAAAUCGAAGGAUGGUCGAAAACUGUCGGCGCACAAGGUUGUCCUCGCCGCCAACAACGAGUUCUUUCACGCGCUUUUCACUACACCAAUUGGCGUACGAGAUCAGGAUGAAUGUCAUCUACGUGAAAUUGAGUUCGAGCCGCUGAGCCUCCUCAUAGAUCACAUUUACAACGGACAGCUUCGGAUUAAUGACGAAAACGUGCAAAGCCUUAUGGCUGCUGCGUCGUUCUUGGAUAUGCCAAAAGUUGUCGAAAAUUGUGCCCAGCACCUCCUCGCCGGAGCCGAGGCCUACAACAUCCUAGGAAUUCGUGCCCUAUGCAGCCAAUAUUCCUGCUUCCGAAUUAUGCCCUCGGUUGAGAAUGCUGUUUGCAAUAUGUUCUACGAGCUCCGAAAGACGCCCAGUUUCCUGAACCUCGAUAUCGAAGAAAUCCUCAAAAUUCUGAAGGACGACAAGCUGUACAUUGACACGGAAGUUGAUGUCUUCCAUGCGGCUAUUGACUGGAUUGGGUACAAGGUAAAGGAGAGGAAGAAAGAGCUGCCAAGACUCCUAAGCGCCGUUCGCAUGGUACUAAUCCCGCCGGCCGAUCUCCAAUCGAUAAUUGGUGAUGAUCCGCUUGUGAAGGAAGACCCGGCUUGUCUAGACCAAGUUCAAGAUGCGCUUAAAAAGCUCCGCCUCCCACAAUACGAGCGUGGCCAGCAUGCUCGCGAGCCGGUCAAGGCGCCGGGAGUUAUUUUUGCUCUUGGAGGAAUCAAAGAUGAAGGCAAUAACUGGCCUACUGUAGAAAUUUUCGACCCUCAUACCCAAGAUUGGCACUUCCUGCGCGACCUGGACAUUCAACGAUCCCAUGGGUUUUCGGUGGCCGUGUCCAAGAUGAGCUUCUACAUUUCCGGCGGUUUUAACAAGAGCAAGGAGCGUUGCGCUACGGUUGAGGUGUACGACUUUUUGAGCAACACACUGAAGCAGGUUGCGCCUAUGCCGCUCGUGCUCAGCAAUCACUCUUCAGCAUUCUUGGAUGGGUUACUGUAUGUCCUGGGAGGAACUACUGAUGGAGGAUGGACUGAUCGACUAUAUGUCUACGACCCUGAAAAUGACGUUUGGCAUUGCGGAGCGCCAUUGCCAAACAAUCGCCGUCACGCCCAGCUGGUGGCUCUUGGCAGAUACCUUUACGCAAUCGGAGGAGGCCAAGAAGCUCAUGCGACCGACCUCGUCGACCGCUACUCCCCGAUUACAAAUACUUGGGAAGCGGUAGCACCUCUAAACGACAAGCGCUCAAGGUGCGGUGCCGCUAUUUACGGGCAGCAGAUCUACGUUUGUGGAGGGGUAAGCCCGGGACUCCAUGCCCUGGAUUCAGUUGAGGUCUACGAUCCUGAGAAGAACACUUGGACUGUAGGCAAGAAAAUGAUGACCUCCCGUGCCAAUUGUGCCCUCGCGGUGUUGGGCGAGAAGCUGUACGUCAUCGGAGGCUACGACGGUGUACGCAAAAUCUCGAGCGUCGAUGUAUUUGACGUAAAGGCGAACCACUGGGUCGCCUAUGACCGGAUGCGCUCCCAUGAAGGCCGCGUCGGGACCGCGACGUUCAUUUUGCCCCCAGUGUCUGGGAAGUGCAUC
This is a messenger RNA of Mesorhabditis spiculigera, 1716 nucleotides long. The record is from the annotation of a GenBank genome assembly. NCBI's taxonomy places the organism in Eukaryota, Metazoa, Nematoda, Chromadorea, Rhabditida, Rhabditidae.